Molecule: messenger RNA, 1797 nt
Organism: Portunus trituberculatus (swimming crab)
Lineage: Eukaryota; Metazoa; Arthropoda; Malacostraca; Decapoda; Portunidae
Product: protein trapped in endoderm-1-like
Exons: 5
Coding region: 166-1215 (349 amino acids)
Biological process (GO): G protein-coupled receptor signaling pathway
Cellular component (GO): membrane
Molecular function (GO): G protein-coupled receptor activity
Source: RefSeq, a predicted model, not a curated record
CAUUCCAGCUUACUCUAAACACUUGAGAUCAGACUCACGUAACGCAUACACGCAUGGCUUCCAUAUCGCCCCGAACACCAGAUUUCCAGGAACAGUGAAGGGGUUUUGAUUAUUGUUUAUUGCAAGCCUAGCUUGCUGUAACGUGGAGUAGAACAUCAAGUGACCAUGAACGACACCGACACGUACAGCCCCGAGCUGCUGGGAGUCACUGCCGCAGGUGCUUUCCUCAUCGCCAUCGUCGGUACUUCAGGGAAUUUACUGGCUGUAGUAGCACUUCUGCAGAGCACCACGCUCCGGCAGAAUCCCUCCACUGCCUUUAUGAUCAACUUGCCCGCCUGUUUGCUGCCCAUCUGUGCCAUAAGCAUGCCCCUGUUUGGCACAGGCUGUCUGCAACAGAAACUCUACGGCCGCGUCCUGAUUUCAGAAAGGUGUGCAGAAAUUUUCUUCACGAUGGGCUUCACUCUGAGUCAAGUGCACCUCCACACCAUCUGUGCCUUGGCCUUCAAUAGGUUCCUGGCAGUGAUGUGGCCGGCAAAGUACAAGCAAUUAAUGCAAAAACGGAAAGUGCGACUGUAUCUGGGAUUGUUGUGGCUGUACUCGGUGCUGCUGUGGCUUCCACUCGCCUUUGGGGCACUUGGAGGGCUCAAGUACGACCCUAAGGAGCUAAUGGCUUCCAUGGAUAACUCUCAAGGCAAAGUCCAGAAGGGUUUCCACGUUUUCUUUACGUACAUGCUUCCGAUCCUGUUCACCAGCAUGUGCUACAUCAUUAUGUACAUCAAGGUACGAUACUCACGGAGGAGCAGACAGGUUCGUGCUGCUAGAAAGAACGUUGCGAAUGUCGAUGAUGAUGCAGUGCGCCAGUGGGACGACCAUGUGACCAGAACCAUUCUAGUCAUCUUCGUGUUCAUGGUGUUAUGCUGCGUGCCUCACUUGGUGGUGCACAUCAGACACCUCUACGACCGUCAUCCCGCUGCUUGGCUUCUACUCCAUCUGGUCUUUUGGCUGCAGUUUUGCAUCGAUCCGCUUGUGUAUGUUACUAUUAGUUGCCAGUACCGCGCUGCCUGUGCCGAGACUGCCCGGAGGCUGAUGCAGUGCCUUGGACUGUCGAGCAGGGAGGAAACCACUGAACGCUCAGUUUGCUUCAAGGAACGAGUAAGCCCCACACAAAUUAUUCAUCUAGACAGAAUGGACACAUCCCUACACCCUAAAGUGUAGUGCCCAAUUGAUUAGUGAUAAUACCGGCGCUCCUCAACAGUUACUGUCGCAUCGUACCGACAGUAAAUCAAAAACAUUAUUGUCAACAAAGUAAACAACGGAACAGUUCAUUGUAACAAAACAAAGAGUUGAGUAAAAUAAUAAAACCGAGGAAAACCACCAUAAAAUAUAAGAAUGAAUUAAGGAGAGUUGGCUGUCCUCGGAGAGAACACACCUUCCUUGCCACUUGCACCACACAGUGAUACUUCCCUUAUUGACAAAACAAGGUAGCUAGUCUAAGCUCCUACGCAUUCAUUGAAAAAUUGUUCUCCCUUGCACAGUGGAACACUCCCAUUAACAAGCAUCGUGCUGAGGAAUAUCAUGCACCUAUGAAAACAUUACCUGGUUCUUCUGCACAUGAGAAAACUGAGCUCUUGAGUGCUUCUACUGCUGACACAAUACUGGGAUACAACGCCAUACAGGCCAAAUUGAUUACAUAUGAAUCAAUUGUUGAGUAAGUAUAAAGCUAUAAUUGGAGCGUGGUCUGAAUAGUUUUGCAACACACACACACACACACACACACACACACACACACACACACAC